Colletotrichum higginsianum IMI 349063 is the source of this 915-nucleotide messenger RNA. RefSeq lists its product as uncharacterized. The transcript has a single exon. The record is from RefSeq and is a predicted model, not a curated record. Bases 1 to 915 code for a protein of 304 amino acids. NCBI's taxonomy places the organism in Eukaryota, Fungi, Ascomycota, Sordariomycetes, Glomerellales, Glomerellaceae.
AUGUCGUCUCUCUCAAGAGCCUUUACCACCCGUCGGGUCAAGAACAGCAUCGAUCUCUCCGACGCUGCGCGGGGAAAGGAGCGCAGCAAUGUUAUGCAACGAAGCAAGACUACUAAAGGCCAACCCGUCAUCAGGCACAAGAUCUCUGCGCCCAUGGAGCUCGUUCACACCACCAACAUGCUUUCCUACAACGCUCCCGAUAUCCGACCCCGAACCGGAACCGACGCGUCCAGCAACUCAUCAAGGAAGUCAUCGGAGGAGGAUUCGGAAAGCGCCAAGUCAGCCGCGUCUUCUCCCCCAACCAGCCCCGAUGUUUCGCCUCACGAGCUGUCCAAGGAAUCGAACCACUUGUCCUGCUUCUUCGUCGCCCCCAGUUCUGCCAUGAACCCUUCCGCGAUCCCCGAGGUCCCCGCCGUUCCCACUAUCCCAAAGCGCGCGCCCUCGCACACAAAGCAGGCUUCAUAUGACGCCGUCGCCCGACAGCGUUCCCUCUCCCAAUUGUCGAAAGCCUCGGACAAAACAGUUUCCUCCAAGGCCAGCAUGACAUUCUCCUCGCGGGCGUCCUCUGGUUCCAGCGCCGCCUCGACCAUUUCUCACAACUCGGUCGCCCCCGCGCUCAAGGCCCCCGUACCGCCGAUGCCUACUCCCGCAUUCCAGCAACAGCAACAAUCGAGACAGGACAAGUUGUCUGCCGAGUCGCACCCCUUUGGCCGCGAACUAGCUCAGGUCACGGAAAUCGCCGAAGAGUUUGGCAUCAAGGACGAUGUCAUGUACGAGGAGGAGCGCGCUCUGAAGGCCGAAGGUCUCUGCAAGUUUGCCGCAGAAGAUUAUCUUGCCGAGGUUCAAAGCCUCUUCGCCAGCUUCUUCACCGACAGCCACACACCCCAACGCUCGAUGGCUGCUGCAUGGAUCUGA